CGGUAUGUUGCAGUGAAUUACUGUCAGUGGCUAAUAAUUUCACCUCAAAUAUAGCAAAUUUGUCUAUUUUACUGUUGGCAAUGUGCGGCUGCUAUAGGUGUACUGUGUACAUCCUGCAAGAGUUCGAGUUCGAUUGGCUGCCCAGCUGACACACCUGCUAAUAUGGUCUUCUAGGCGGUCAGUAUAAAUGUCUUCAUUCGGUUUUUGUUAUGAUCACUUGCAGUCGGCUGCUGUAACAUCCCAAUUACGCUGCGGUUGCAGAAAGGUUUCGACAGUUGCCGUAUUCAGCGAACGGAAGGGGUUUUCUUAGCCCAAACUGUCCUAACCGUAUGCGAUCGCAGUAUAAGCCCUUGCCCAUAUCCAUCCGUUUUGGGGAAUAACGCGUCCGGUUGUCUUUCCACCUGGCAGCGGAUAAGCACAUGUAGCAUUCAGCCGGCAUUCUGGACAACUUUGACCAAAGGUCAAAUCAUGUACCAUCAUUCAUUCUUCCUUGCUCUUCUUGUGGAAUCUGAAGUUACGCCAUACCUAUUUAUUCUCACCAGCGUAUUUUUCGUGCUGCGGCGCUUUUUGAAAUUUCAGCCGGUUAGCAAGGAGACCACUCAACGCUUACCUGGACCUCGCGGUCUACCAUGUGUUGGGUCAGCACUGUCUUUAGCACGCUACCAGAGCAGUCUGCAUCUAAAGUUCGCUUCGAUGGCAAAAAAAUAUGGAAACAUGUUUAGAAUGUCGCUAGGGUCAGCAGAAGUUGUAGUCCUGAGUGAUGCGGAUCUGAUACGAGAUGCUUUUCGGAUGGAACAAUUUUCGGCUCGGCCGGACAUGCUGUUUGUAAAGGAAAUUGUCAGUGGAAACGGUUUAAUUCUGUCGGAAGGAGCCUUAUGGAAAGAGCAGCGUCGCUUCGCCUUACAACAGCUGAGACAUUUUGGAAUGUACAGACUGGCGAAGCAGCAAGAUCAGUUAACCGAAAAAAUUACCAAAGAAAUUCAUCAGUUUAUGCUUGUUCUGGAAGAGAAACAAGGGAUUCCUCUAAAUCUGGACAGUUAUCUCAGCAGCGUUAUGGGCAAUAUUAUCUGCACCAUUAUCGCUAGCAAACGCUUUGAGUACAGCGAUCCCACAUUCUCAAAGUGUCUGAAGACUAUGGAAGAAGGCUUUCGGCUGGUGCAGUUAGCCAUGGGAAUCAAUUUCAUCCCAUUUCUCCGCUCCAUACCGGUUAUGAACAAGAUCUAUCUGAAGAUCAAGCGCAACGAUGUUGAUACAAAGGCAUUCUUUCGUUCGCUCAUUUCCGAGCACGCCAAAACAAUGGAGCCCGGCAAAACGCGCGAUUUCGUCGAUGCCUACUUGCACCACAUUCAACGGCUGCAGAAAGAAGAUCAAGAUACAGCAUCAUAUUUCAGUGAUGCUCAAAUGAUGCAAUGUGUCAUCGACUUGUUUUCCGCUGGAAUGGAAACGACCAAGGUGUCCCUGCAGUGGGCAUUCCUGUACAUUUCCCUGAAUUCUGACAUACAGUCGCGGCUGCAGCAGGAACUGGACGCUGUGGUCGGCACGGAGCGUCGCCCGACCAUGGAUGAUCUGCCUAACCUGCCUUAUAUGGAAGCCACCAUCUGUGAAGUAUUGCGAAAAAGUUCCGUUGCACCGCUAGGAAGUCCACAUGCCGCAAGCGAGGAUACAAUUUUCAAAGGUUACCUCAUUCCAAAAGGGACAACAAUUUUUCCAAAUUUCUGGGCAGUUCACAAUGAUGAAAAGCUUUGGAAGGAUCCCAAACGAUUUGACCCUGAAAGAUUUUUAGUUAAAGGGCAGGUCGAAAAACCACCCUUUUUCAUGCCCUUCUCUUCAGGACGCAGGGUGUGUUUGGGAGAACAACUGGCCAAAGCGGAAAUAUUUUUGGUAUUCUCUACCGUCUUGCAGCGAUUUAGUCUCAGCAUACCUGCCUGCGAUAAAACUCCCGAUUGCGAAGGAGUUUUGGGUAUGACCUUAACACCAAAGCCUUACCGCCUACUGGUUACGAAACGCCCGUCCGCGUCGGCACUCCUCAAACCGGCGUAAUUGUUCAAAUAUUCCUAGAAAAAAAUGUGAUGCUUACUCAAAUGCUGAAACCAAAAAGCGACUGCCGUUUCCGUUAGAUGUCAUUUAAUAUAAAUCGCCAACUAAUCCCACUGCGAAUUAUGAUCUUAAUAAUAAUUAUUAUUGUUAGUUGAAGGCUUGAAGCUCAAGUGCGGCUGAUGUUCAGUGGUCUCAUGUUCCUUGCAUCUGUACAUACUUCAGUUUUCUCUAAAUUUGCUGCGUUUGUUUCAUUUUCUUUAAAUACUUGAAUCGUAAUAGAUUAAACUUUAAAGCAUU
This is a messenger RNA of Paramacrobiotus metropolitanus, 2334 nucleotides long. RefSeq names its product cytochrome P450 18a1-like. Gene Ontology annotation, molecular function: iron ion binding; heme binding; oxidoreductase activity, acting on paired donors, with incorporation or reduction of molecular oxygen, reduced flavin or flavoprotein as one donor, and incorporation of one atom of oxygen. Gene Ontology annotation, cellular component: intracellular membrane-bounded organelle; cytoplasm. Bases 469 to 2040 code for a protein of 523 amino acids. The record is from RefSeq and is a predicted model, not a curated record. Gene Ontology annotation, biological process: xenobiotic metabolic process. Lineage: Eukaryota; Metazoa; Tardigrada; Eutardigrada; Parachela; Macrobiotidae. The transcript is spliced from 6 exons.